This is a messenger RNA of Lepisosteus oculatus (spotted gar), 5387 nucleotides long. The record is from RefSeq and is a predicted model, not a curated record. NCBI's taxonomy places the organism in Eukaryota, Metazoa, Chordata, Actinopteri, Semionotiformes, Lepisosteidae.
UAUCAAGACUUAAGGGGAUCAAACCGGCCCGGAAAAGCUUUUUUUAAUAAUUAAUUACAAAACUGAGAAUUAAGAGCGAGUAGCAAGAAGCAGAUUUUUUCCUGUGUGCUGCCUUAUUUUUUUCCAGGAAAAUGCUACGGUCUGUCACUCUGAUUUACACAUGCUGGUGUUCCUGCUGUGGGUCGUUACUGUGGUACCUGUUCAGGCAGGCAUGCCUGGGGGAUUUCAGGAUGCCCCCCAUCCUGACAUGCUAGUCCACAAGGAAAAUUCUGGGAGUUGAGGGACAUAGGCUUCUGUCUUCUAUUGUUCCGAAGUCCGAUCGUCCGCUGCAGAAAAGGAGAAUUUACAUGUGCGCUCCUGAAACAGCUGCAGUCAUGAACUGGAGAAUUGCAUCAUCCGUGUUCUUCUGGGAAUUUCCCUUCUCGCUCUUUAAGGGAUGUGUCCCACGUUUCAGCGGAUCCCCGCUGUGGCUGAUCAGAAGGAGAAGACCCACACCCGCCACUCUGGUGGUGUCCAGUGAUCAGUCCUCUCCAGAAAUCGAUGAAGACAGAAUCCCCAACCAGCUCUACAAGGCCGCCUUGAUGAACUCUCCCCGGCAGCGGCGGAAGGGCGCUCGCGGCACCCCCACCAUGAAAGAGCUGCAGUUCCUGGUGGAGCAUCAUCUAUACCGCCAGCAGCAGCAGCAGGGGGGCGGGGGGGACGAGUGUUCCUCCGAGAGCUGCCUGUCGGACCGUCCCAGCCCGGACUGCGGCCAGGGCAGCGCGGAGCUCCCCGAGGACGAGGCGGGCUGGGACGCAGAGGACAAGAUCAGCCCGGAGGGCUUCGAAAAACUGCGCAGGCAGAUGGAAGUGAUACACAGCCAAUCAGAGGCCAGCGGGGGGGAGGAGCUCCCAUCAUGCAAGUCUCAAGAGGAGGAAGGAAGUACUUCUAGCGUCGCCAUGGGAUCACAACAGACAGAAGCAGGAGGAGCCAAAACGGACUCCACAGUGUCCCCAGCGGACGAGAGAAAGAACGGCAAGCACGACAAAGAGAAAUAAACUGCCUCCUUGCUCCAGACUGCCCUACAGCAAACAGAAGGAAAAGGAAACGGAUGUUCUACAGACUCGCAUUCCACAAACGUCUCCAGUGUCUCGCCUCUUCCCCCACCCUCCCUAACACCUGUGGCUGGAGUGAAGCAACCAGGUGAUUUAGAGGCACCUCCGCGAACUGUAGCCAACAAGGUGUUUUUUUCAGAGUUUUGAAAUGUUUUCGAGAGUACCUAUGGCAUUAACGUUAAACAAACAAAACCAAGCCUACGGGAAGUUCUUUAAAUUCCCCACGAGUUCAAGCUUUUUUGAACAGCCGCUAGAUCUGAUUGCCGUUGCAAAGCAAUGAGGAAAAUGGCCAAUCUAGACCUAUGUAGGGUCUUCAGUCAUAGAGGUGUUUCCAUGUUUGCCUUCACAGUGGGAGGGAAAUGUGGGGCUGGUUGGGGGCGUUGUGCCCACUCUAAACAUCACAUGUUGACGAGAUAAGGGAAAUAACAGAAAGCAACCCACAAAGACCCAUGGGAUCAGGAAGCAUGAGGUAUUAGAACUGAACACCAGCAGAUGGUGUUGGAUGUACUGUACAAAGCCACUAGCAAAGGCAAACCUGGGAACCCACAUUGAACCUGCUUAGUUCAUUUUACCUUGCAUAACCGAGUCUGUAUUAAGAAAAUUCCUGGGAAGUGAACUAUUUGUGAAUAUUGUGUUGUCUUUUCUACCUUCUAUUUAUGUCCAGCCCCUGUGGUCCCGUUUAGAGCAAUAAUCCUCAUAUAUAUUUGUAUAAAAACAUCUACAGUAUAUGCAGAUUAACUGCUGUGUAACAGCAGGAAAAGUGCAUUAAAUAGAGACAGAUGAUUGCAAAGCAGAAAUGCACAAUCAAUAAUGUGCAUUUUGACUGUGCAGUCUUGUGAAUAUAUUGAAUCCCACUUUCAAAUGAACACAGGAUGAUGGUGAAAAAUCGCAGAUUGCUGAGCCACAUGUCGGUAGGGGCCAGUGUGUUGAAAUGGCUUUGUAAUGUGCCAUCUCUUCCCUUAACGUAUCCAGGGCCUAUCAUCAUUCUGCUGGAAGAGGUCAAAGGGCACACAGUCGGCACAUGUGGCAGCCCCUGUAAUGAAAUACAGUGCGAGAGAGGAUAUAAAAGUGAAAUGGAUUUAAACCUUUUUAGGUAAAAGCUUAAUUGCUGGAAUGUCAAAUCUAUAAAGAAUAAUUUCAGGAGAAUUAAAAAAGGAAAUAGUAGUGACAUGCAAGAAUAAAAUGCAGUAAUUAAAAAAAAACUGUCACUUGUUUUCUAAGGGCAGACUUGCAACAUACUGAACACUGCCAUGGUGUUGUCUGCUUAAAUCAGAAGCCAGUCUUCCUUUGAAAGUGGGCAUCUAUUUUCUCAACGAGAAACCAUGUAGAUUUCGUAGGUAAUUCUUCUCACUUUGGCAUUACUGAUUGCCGGCAGGAGUCUGAAACCUGCAGCUCCGCUGUAGGUCCCCUCAGACACUGGCAAGAUGUAAUUGGGAACAGGGUGUUUUUGUUCCAUUUAUAAUAACUGACUUUCUACUGUAAUGCCUGUCCUUAUUUGUAAGUUCCUCUGCCAGUAGAAUCUAAAAGAUUGAAUUUGUUAAAGAAAGCAGGAAGAAAAUAACCCCCCUCCUAUUACGCCACUGUUUUAAAAACCUUUGCUUGGCUGCAUUAAUUUUACACCCACCUAAAAUUGCAUUUAAUUAAACAUAAACAACAGCAUCAAACGUCUGUUCCCUUUAACUAUUUAAAGAGGUUCAGCACAUUUUCUUUCUGAAAAUGUUUCGGAGCUUAAAGCUGGAUUCCACCAAAUCUCAAAACCCAAACCAUUUUCCUCUAAAUAUUGGGACCGACUCACAGAUGUUAAGGAAUGUUUUCCAGUGCUCGCUUGUGUUUCCUGGCUCACAAUUAGCUAUGGUGUACAGUGUACAGUGGUGUACUGCUCUGAACGUAGUGCAGAAAUGUGUGAUGAUAAUGUUUGUCCUUUAGCUGACUUUAUUUUUUAAUCAGAGCAAACGAUAGGACAUUGGUUUUACAUCUCACUGGAAGAGCAGAGCAGGUCACAGGAAAGUGAGGCUGAGUAGUUCGCAAAGGGGUUCUGCACUCUAAGUCUGUUUCAGAGCCGGGGCCUGAAUCAUGAACCUUCUGGUGAAGAGCCACUCUUCUGAAACCACAAGGAUCGCCUUGCUUGCAUGCAGGCCAUAGCUCAUUAAGAGAGGCCCUCUGGACCUGCUGUUCUCUGUUGAAUAAAAAAAAAGGCAAAUCUAUACAGUGAUGAAACUGCCAUGGCACACAGACUUCACCAAGAUAAAAAAUGCCUUAAAUGUGUCAGUGACUUGUGUGCUCUGUCAGUUCCUCGUUGUGUAUGUACAAUCUGAGAGGAAAAAAGGCGUUUACUUCACAGCACAUGUUUCUGGGUUCCUUAUAUGCUGCAUAUAAAAACCAGCCCAAUGUGUAUAAAAGGUACAAUACACAAAGGGUUGUAGGGGUCUUGAACAAACCUCCCAGCCAUGUUGCUGAAGCAGGUCCCCUGGGGUCCUUCAAGAAAAGCAUGGAUGGAAUUCUUGGAUCAGUAAAUUGCCAGAGUAAAAAUGCUAAAACAAUCUUCUUUUGGUCGUAACUGGUUUUAUGUUCAAAUUGCAUUGAUGUCAUGUAUCUGGGGUCAAAUUAAAUCCAGACCCGUAUCUAUUAGCCAAAUGCAAAAUUACAAGCUCAGUUUGGGGUAAUGCAAAGUUCCUCUGCCUGGUAAGUUAAAUAUUUGAUGAAAUCUGGUUUGGACGCUGGUCAGUUUGUGAAUUGCCCUCGGUUCACCCUUCAGACACAUCUGACUAUCACAAUGACAUAUCAUGUAAUAAAAUCAAGAUUAAAAAUCUUGCGUGAGGAGUGGGGGGAUCAAUUAAAUCCAUAAACUGAUGUGGUCCAGGAAGUAGAAUCCAGUAUCAUUAGAACUUUCAGACAAAAAAGCAUUUUGUUGUGGUUUUCCUAACUUUCUCAGCAUUUACCGAAAAAACAUUAUCUUGUGGGGGUGUGUGAGAACUUGUGAGUGUGUUUUGACAAAGGGGCACAGUCUGUUGAGCUUCCCCGAUUGACAGCUUAAGUAUUCUGCAGGUCUGAUAGACAGCACCCAGGGACUCAGAUUGCCAGUCACGAACCAGAGGACACAGGUGGAAGCUAAGUGGAAGUGCACCUAGAACAGGAGAGACAACUUUAGGCAACGCAUUUUUGGAGUCUGGAUAAAGCAGCCCCAGCCGUAUUGUUCAAGCAGAUAUUAUGCCUUCAUUAAAUUCAACAACUGAAUAAUGAGCUCCUUUGAGCAACAGGCUACUAAUUGUUAAACAGGCAUGAAACUGGAAAGGUCUCCUUUUGUUUAUAAGCUUUCUUGUGAGUGGUCUCUAGUCUCAUUUUUACUUAGACUUCUUGCCAUAGCAAAUUGUGUUUUGCAGUGUCCAGGCUGCCUAGUCACCUUUUUUAAUUAUUGUGGUUUGUGUCAAGUCCUAACUGACCCAUUGAAUAUAGCCUGUGAUUAUAAAUACUGUAUAUCUGUGCACAGAAGGGAAAUGGAAUCAAAUGCUUAGGUUGAAAUCAGAAUAGCAGGCUGCCUUAAUGAGACUCCUUUAAUCUCAUUAGACUAAAUCUGACAUCUUCACAUUCUGCCUUCUUUGAGAGCUGAUUUGCUACGAAUACAUGCGGGACGAUUUCAGACUUGCUUCACUGCUUCUUCCAGACAACAUGUUGAGAUUUAAAAAAAAAUCAUAGACAGUCUUUGAGAGGAAAGUAGGGUUCCAAACCAGAGUUGAAAAGCCAGGGUUGUGGCAAAUGAAAAAAGGCAAUGCACAAGUCUGGGAAAUGAAUCAGGACAAGGAUCUGAUUUUACAUGCUGAUGGGACACAUUCCUGCUGCUGCUCAAACCAGAGACAGGGAGAUUGUUCAUCCUAUGAGUGGCAACCAGCACUUGUGUCUUGUCAGCUCUUUUGAGAUCAGGAGUUUAGAGCAUUCAUUUCAGAACUGGGAUUUUUUUUGUUCUAUUGCUUUCAGCAUGGGAGAUAUGCAUGCACGAUAUCACACAUUUGAGGUUUUAUGUUUUGUUUUUGUUAUAGGGCAGGGGGGACCCCUGUUUGUUGUGGCAGGCCUCACCUUUUGGGUGUCGCUUUGCUCUGAGUGAAAAGAAAAUAGCUGAUACCACUUCAGAAGAACAAGGGGGACCCUCUACUAGAAUAUAGUGAAGUAUACAUUUGUAUACAUUUCUGUAUAUGUAUUGCUAUAGAUGCUGUACAAUUGUAAGCCUACACAGCUGUAUAAAAAAGUGUUCUUUUAUGAUAAAGAUUAAUAGAAAAAUAUACAAACAUUAAUAUCUGU